GAAGAUGAGGAUGAGGAUGAGGAUGAAGAUGAGGAUGAAGAUGAAGAUGAAGAUGAAGAUGAAGAUGAAGAUGAAGUGAAAAAGUCCUUCAGCAAUGUCUUAAAGAUGAAGAACCCAUCAGCUCCCCGCCAUAUCUGGCUUAUCCGCUUUUAUGAAUACCUUCAGUCACUAGCAGGAAAAGCUUUGACAAAGGUGCAGGCAGACCAGCACGCAAGUCAGAUAUACCUGAUGUUGCAGUCCAUAGAUCCUACAGGGACAGAAAUAGCCUGCAUUACCGACAGCCAAGGAAAAGCAGUUUGGGAAUGGGCCAAGCCGUUAUUAGAUGAGAAGAAAAAAAGGCCAGGGACUAUCAUUUCUUAUUUGACGUCUCUUGAAAAGUUCUACAAAUUUAUCAUACGCUGCCAGGACGAGGAAGAACCCCUUCUGCAAGUCACGCCAGCUUUGUUAAAGUCAGUCAAGACUGCGUACAACGACUUGGCAGCCUGGCGUGCUGUGAUCCGAAAGCAUUACAAAGGUGAUGAAUGGAGAAGACAGCUGGCAGAGAUGAAGUCUCGCCUUCGGCCGGAAGAUGUCAGAGACAUCAAUGAAACAAAGCCAGCCAAAAAAGCAGAUGCCCUCCUAAAGAAGGCCCCUUACACAAAGCUUACCAUCCACCAAUUUUGUCUAGUUAGAGACUUUCUGAUAGCUAGCCUCGAAUUUCAGAAUGGACAGCGUCCUGGUCCAUUCGAAACCAUCUUGUUGGAGGACUUCCAGGAUGCCGAAAUUGAUCAGGAUUCUGGAACAAGAACAAUUUACGCCCCCCAACACAAAACAUCGACUGCCGGGCCAGCCCCAAUCUCCAUGUCCAAAUCACUCAGCAAAAAGAUGGAAACUUAUAUCAAACACGUCCGCACCAUUUUC
Molecule: messenger RNA, 900 nt
Organism: Porites evermanni
Lineage: Eukaryota; Metazoa; Cnidaria; Anthozoa; Scleractinia; Poritidae
Source: the annotation of a GenBank genome assembly